AUGUCUCUCUCUGAUGUUUGGGCAUCCGAUGAAGAGGAAAAUAUUACAACUUAUGAUAAAAAAAUUGCAGAACGUGAAUGGGGGCGCAUGAAUGAAAUAUAUGGAAAUGUUGGCUAUAAAGAUGGUAUAGAGGAAGGCAAAGAAAAUACACUCCAGCGUGGAUUUGAUGAUGGAUAUGUAGAAGGCGCUCGUUUUGGCAUAGAAUUUGGCCGAUUACGUGGAGUGUGCAGUACUAUAUUGGAGUCCAUUUCACGGGAUAUCGAUGUAGAUCAAGGUUGCACAACGAGUAAUAAUCUUGAUCAUUCCCUAAUUGCACAAUUGAGAACUUUGAUGAAUGAUUUGGCCAAAUUGACAUAUGACGAUGUAUUUACCAAAGAUUAUUUUUUGUCGAAUUAUAUGGAGAAUACAAGGGUGUUAAAAGAUGGUGAUGACAAACUUACAAAUGUGCAUAAUGUUCAAGGGAGCUUAACAACAAAAUGCUCUUGUAAACAUCUCGAUGAUCAACAACAAAAACAGCAAGAAGAUAAUAAUUUGGUUGGAUGUUGUCAAGGGAAUCAGGAAAAAUGUGAUAAAUCAACUGGUAUUGAUAAUCUUGAUGAUAACAUGUCUAAUUUAAGACUUGAAUUAUUACCAGAUCGCGAUACCUUACCGAUUAUAAAUAGACCAGCUGAAAAGCUAUUGUUGGAGUAUCGUGAUAAAGUCUCUGAAAUUUUAAAAAAGCUUGGAUUUGAUGUUGAUUUUUUUCUUGGAAGAUAA
Messenger RNA from Ambispora leptoticha, 756 nucleotides. The record is from the annotation of a GenBank genome assembly. Lineage: Eukaryota; Fungi; Glomeromycota; Glomeromycetes; Archaeosporales; Ambisporaceae.